Pyrus x bretschneideri (Chinese white pear) is the source of this 2365-nucleotide messenger RNA. Its product is annotated as probable LRR receptor-like serine/threonine-protein kinase RKF3. Gene Ontology annotation, molecular function: protein kinase activity; ATP binding. Gene Ontology annotation, biological process: protein phosphorylation. The transcript has a single exon. Bases 219 to 2171 code for a protein of 650 amino acids. Lineage: Eukaryota; Viridiplantae; Streptophyta; Magnoliopsida; Rosales; Rosaceae. The record is from RefSeq and is a predicted model, not a curated record.
UGCGUUCGGCUUCAGAUGCUACAACAACGUUUUGUCACUUAACAUUGUGUGAUCAAUUUUAAAUACCGCUGCAAUAACGUUUUCUCUCAGCCCGCCACCUACUCCAACUCAGUCAUCGCCAGUUCCGUCAACCGUCAAAUUGGCUGGCUGGACUAAUUUAUCUAGCCGCAGUAAGCACUUGUUCUCCGCCGCAGUAAGCACUUCUACUCCGCCGCAGUAUGCCCAUCCAAACAGCCCCUUAUGAGACCGUAAUGUCCUCCUCCUUCCUCUUCCUCUUCCUCUUCCUCCUCCUCCUCCUCUCCUCCCUCCCCACCCCGUCCCUCUCCCAGCUAAACGCCACCGUUCCGUGCCCCCUCAACUUCACUAUCCUCCGCCAGUUCGACCCGGGCUCCCACAACCGCCAACGCUACGACCGCAACACCGAGUGCCAGUACCUCGUCCAGGGCCUCCGGUUCGUCGACUCCGAUUACCUCCGCCGCACCGGCAACUUCCUCCCCCCGCUCAACGCCUCCGAGUCCUGCUGGACCGAUUACCAAGCCCUAGUCAACGAGUUCGUCCCCAAUUUCGACAUUCGCGCCAAGUGCGGCUUCCAGACCAGCUGGAUCUCCGAAGGAUGCACGAACGUCUCCACCAGAUCCCAAUUCGAGUCCCAAGUGGGAGACACCUCGCUCAGCGACGUCACCGCCGCCUGCAACCAGUCUCUCGAAAACGGCUCGCCCUGCGCCCUCUGCACCACCAGAAUGUCCUUGCAGAGCUCGCGGUUGACAGGCGAGUCCGUCGGAAACGUCUCCACCUGCACGGCGUACCCGUCCAUUUACGUGGCGGCUUUUGUCGGACCGAUCAAUAUGGGCACCGCCGUGUGCUUGUUCUCGCUCAGAAGCCCGGCAAAGAGCUCCGGUAAGAAGAAAAAGACUGUAAUUUUGAUUGUAUUGGUUGUUUGCGGCGUUGGCUUGCUGGUUGUGGUCGGCGGCGUUUGGUUUUUGUGGCAUAAAUAUGAAGAAUUUAUGAUUAGGAAGAGGAAAAAGGAUGCUAGUGAUAAAAUCGAGCAGGGAUUAGGUUCUGCUUUAGAUUCAAUUAGUGGAAGUACUAAUUUAAUUAAGUUUAAAUACGAGGAGAUUAGUGCUGCAACUAAGAAUUUCUCUAGGGACAAUAUAAUUGGGAGAGGAGGAUAUGGGAAUGUGUACAAGGGAAUUCUGGAUGAUGGUUCUGAAGUUGCAUUGAAGAGGUUCAAGAACUGCUCGGCUGCUGGCGAUGCAAAUUUCGCCCACGAGGUUGAGGUGAUUGCGAGUGUUAGGCAUGUCAAUCUUGUUGCUUUGAGAGGUUAUUGCAUUGCCACUACUCCUUUGGUGGGUCACCAGAGGAUCAUUGUGUGUGAUUUGAUGAAGAAUGGGAGUCUCCAUGACCAUUUGUUCGGUUCGUUUGAGGGCAAGCUUAGUUGGCCUAUUCGUCAGAGGAUCGCGCUGGGGACGGCGAAGGGAUUGGCUUAUUUGCAUUACGGGGCUCAACCAACUAUUAUCCAUAGGGACAUCAAAGCUAAUAACAUACUUUUGGAUGAGACAUUCGAGGCCAAGGUAGCAGAUUUUGGGCUUGCGAAGUUUACACCUGAGGGAAUGACGCAUUUGAGCACGAGGGUGGCUGGAACGAUGGGUUAUCUUGCUCCAGAGUAUGCGUUGUACGGGCAGUUGACAGAUAAAAGUGAUGUGUAUAGUUUUGGUGUUGUGCUCCUUGAACUUUUGAGUGGAAAGAAAGCGCUCCAUGUGAUUAAUGAUAAUCAACCGUCACUUGUGACUGAUUGGGCGUGGGAGUUGGUUAGGAAAGGAAGACCGCUGGAUGUUAUUGAAAAUGAUAUGCCGGAGAAAGGUUCACCCGAAGUUCUAGAGAAGUAUGUAUUGAUUGCCGUUCUUUGUUCUCAUCCACAGCUGCAUGCUAGGCCAACGAUGGAUCAGGCUGUGAAAAUGUUGGAAACAGAUAUAUCGGUUCCAUCAAUUCCCGAAAGACCAAUGCCCCUUGUGGCAAAUAUUGACGACAUUGAAAGAUACAGCAGCAGUGGCUCAAUCCAGCUCUCUACUACAGGUGGUUUUCAGACUUUUACAUUCGAAAGUAACCUACAUUCUAACCCUAAUAGAGACGGGGAAAGUUCCGGUACCAGAGAGAAGGGUUGUGACUUGUGAGUUAAUUAACUCGAAGAAGAAAGGAGUAGCGACACUCUGUCUUUGACAGUUCCACUAAUAGGUAUGUUCACCCAGAUUUGUUUUGUUAGCGCAGAUUGUGUGGUUUUUUAUUGAAAUUUCUCACUGUAAAUAUGAAAUAGAUGUAUGAUCAAACCCGAUUCUUUACUCAAGUCAAAUAGAACAAAUUAAAUGUA